Messenger RNA from Anneissia japonica, 3721 nucleotides. RefSeq names its product DNA ligase-like. The record is from RefSeq and is a predicted model, not a curated record. The transcript has 10 exons. The coding region runs from base 405 to 1496 and encodes 363 amino acids. Gene Ontology annotation, molecular function: DNA ligase (ATP) activity; ATP binding. Gene Ontology annotation, biological process: DNA recombination; DNA repair. Lineage: Eukaryota; Metazoa; Echinodermata; Crinoidea; Comatulida; Comatulidae.
AUCACUGCGUAGAAUUUAAUGAUCUUCUCACCUGCAGCAGAUCUUUGGUGAGAAGAGAGGAGAAGUUAUUGUACCUGACCCCAGCGAAGUAUUCAUGAUGGUGUAGGAUCAUUGCGGUAUACGGCGUACUGUGGAAUUCAAUCACAGCUUUACUGGCGACUACUACUGAAGGAACACUGAAUCAUUUGGUUCAGCAUUUUAUCUGUAUUUUAACGAGCUUUCAAUUCCUAGCCAGCUACAGUAGCCACGUAGGCCCAGCUACCACCACCAGAAGAAUUGACUCUCGCCGGUCUGGCGCACAUCGUUCCCUACUACGUCCACUCAGUCAGUGUUUGCCAGUGAGGCCUAGACCUGCCUAGUAGUAAUUCUCGCCAACUAUCAUUUUGUACUGAAUUGAACCAACAAUGCCUAGAAGGAAAGGGCCAAAACGAGCUGCCGCUGGUGAAGACAUCACACUGACCAAAAAUGCUGACAGCUUGCCAGAGGAAAAGAAGAGGAGGAAGGUAGAUUCUGAUAAAACUGAAUUGAAAGGUGACAGUACAUCUAUGACAGUGGUAGAAGCAGGCCCUGCAGGUUUUAAAAGUGCAAUUGUGAUCACUGAUUCUGAUGUAAAAUUACCAGGACGAAAACAGGUUUCUUAUGAAGACUUUACCUACCUGAAAGACAAAGGUCAACCAGGAACACAGGUUAUGCUUGCCCAUAAAUAUACAGAUGAUGUGGACCCAAAGGGAUGGUGGAUGAGUGAGAAGCUUGAUGGACUGCGGGCAUUCUGGAAUGGAAACAACUUCUACUCUCGACUUGGAAAUAAAUUCUAUGCACCUGAAUACUUUACUAAGAAUUUUCCAAAAGACAUUCAGCUUGAUGGUGAACUGUUCUUUGGCCGUGGAGAAUUCUCAAAGGCGGUUAGCAUUGUCAAGUCCAAGGAUGUUGAUAAAGGAUGGGAUAAGCUUACGUUUGAGAUAUUUGAUGCACCAAACAUUAAAGCAGAGUUUGAGGAUAGAAUUGAAGCUGUUGCAGAUUACUUUGAGAAAAACAGAACUCCUUAUGUUCAUGUGUUAGAACAUGUACUUUGUAAAGGCAAAGAUAACAUAGAACAACAGCUGAAACGUGUAGAAACCUUGAGCGGUGAAGGCCUCAUGAUACGCGAGGCAAAAUCUGAUUACGACUUUGGAACACGCUCAAAAACGUUGCUGAAAAUCAAAUCAUUUUAUGAUGCCGAGGCUAUUGUGAUUGGCUAUGAAAAAGGAAAAGGUCGUAAUACAGGCGUAGUGGGUGCUCUUUGCUGCAGGAUGGAGUGUGGAACUAAAUUUUCAGUUGGCUCUGGGUUGAAUGAUAAAGAACGUAAAAAUCCUCCGAAGAAAGGAAGUAUCAUCACGUACAAGUUUCAGGAAUUGACGAAGUCUGGCAAGCCAAGAUUCCCAACUUAUAUUGGUGUCCGAAUUGACAUGGACAAACCUAAAGACGCUGUACUGCCAGCUGGUAAGAACAAUGAAUAGAGAGUACCUUCUUCUGCAUGUCAAGAAAAAAAAAUAACCAUGAUGACUGGAUGCAAUGUACAUUUGACUCUCAUUGCAGUACUGUAAAUUAAAUAUAUUGAAGGUAUUUGGAAAACAUGUGCGAAAGUUAAUAAUUGUGUAAUAAUGGCAUACAAGCAUGUGACUGAAUGCAAUAUGGUGAUUUGAUAUUGAUGAAGCAUUAAAAUAAUUUUGUAUAUUUUUAACUGUGUGUAAAAAUAUAAAAUUUACUAUUUCAAUAUGGAAUGUAUGUGUUAAAUUUGAAAAAUUAAAAUCAAAUUUUAUUUAUUCUUUUGGAAUUAAAGUGAGUACAAUAAUGGAAAUAAUCAUAUCUUUCUAAUGCAAAUAGGGAUGAAUACAUAUACAAAUUUACUAGAUUAAAUGAUAUAAUGAUUUAGUAAAAUGAUAGAGUAGAAAAAUGAAUUUUAUAUAUUUGUAACUGUGUAUAAAGAUUUAAAAUUUACCAUUUCAAUAUGAAAGUUUAAAAUUAAAAUCAAAUUUUAUUUAUUCUUUUGGAAUUAAAAUGAGUUCAAUAAUGAAAAUAAUAAAAUUUUUAACACAGAGAAUAUUAGUACAUAGAUGAGUGCCAGUUGAGAAAGAGAUAGGCUGGACCUGGAAACAUCCCGGAAAUUUGUUACAUUUUUAUUGGUUGAUCUUAAGAAAUAGUAUUUCAAUUAUUGUAGAUGUAUUCCAUAAUAUGCAAGAUAAAAUUUAUUGCACAAAGAUUAAAUUAAUUUAUGAAACAAAUGCUUUCAGGUGUAACAGCUGUCAGGUAUGUUUUGAAUACAUAAAUCUAACAUGUGUUAGAAACUUGAAAAUAGGAUAACUGUAAAAAGCGUAUCAUUUUAAUGAUUAUAGAACUGUAUGUUAAUAUUCUUGUAGGUCAAGUGCAAAAAAUAAUAAUGAUAUAUAAAACUGAACUCUUAUUAAAAACCCAGACACAGAAAUACUGAGAUGAUGUCCAGCGGGAUAGUUUUUAUCACUAGAUUACUUCUAGUAAUAGUUUCACAUUUCUCUACGAGCAAUCUUUAUUCGGGCCCUGAAACCAAGGCUCAUAAAUAUCAGGUUGAUGUCUGGCAGGGAUAGUUUUAACUCUAGAUUACUUCUAGAUUAGCUUAAAUAAUUUUUUGUAAAGUGGGGUCUUUUUAUUUGUUAUAUUUUAAUUAAGGAUUACAUAAAGCAUUGCUUCCAGUGUGAAUCCUAAAUACAUCUUGUAUUCAUAUUUUCACACUGUUUUUUAUCAUUGUAAUUACACAUGUUAAUAUGAAUGUGACUUUGCGAAAGAAAUUGGAAUUGAAAUUUAGUACUUAUUAGAAAUUACUAUUAUUGCAAUACACUUUUACAGUUUAUAUAGUGUGAUAUACAAGGCCAAUAAGAGCCUACUGUUUGUCUUUCAUUAGAUGCCUUAAUUUUAGCAUGGAGAAAAUUUUGUACUUUUGAGAUGUGUCAAUUUGGUAUCCUUUGGUAUGGUAGUGAUACUUCAAUACAUUGGUAUUAGAUCUGAUAUAGUCAUUAUUUGUUGUGUGGUUGAUUAUAAAAUAUGUUUAGUUUGUUUAAGUUGUGUCCUUUUAUUUGUUAUGUUUUAAGCAUUCAUAAAUUAUUGCUUCCAAUAUAAUUCCUUGCAUCUUGUGUUCAUAUUUUCAUUUAAUGUCAUUAGUUAUUUAUUCUGCAAUAUUUUGAGAGGGUAGUUCGAACAGCAAUGCUUACUUGGAAUAGGACCUCUUUCAAAUCAAUUCAAAUACAAUAUAAAAAUCCUAACUAAAAUAAAUUAAGACAAACAGACACAUGUUAAUAUGAAUGUGACUUUGUGAAUUAAAUUAGAAUUUAAGUUUUAACUUUUGUACAAUUUCGAAAUUUACCAUUAUGACAAUACAUAUAUGUUAUAUAAUGGAUAUAUAUUAUAUAAAUACAACAUAUGCCUAUGUCUUUCAGUAAAAUUCUUAAUUUUGUACAAAGUGGCUAUUUUGGUACUGUUUUUUUAGUGAUUCUUCAAUACAUUGGUAUUAGAUAAGGAUAUAAUAAUUAUUUUUUGUGUGAUUGAUUAUAGUAAAAGUUGGGUAUUACAUUGUGAAAGUCUUUUUAAAAAACAAGAACUAAUAACUGUCAGGUUCAAAAGAGCAAAUCCAACUUCUUUAGGUAGGGACGGACAAACAGCUUGUAAAAGUUAUUGGAAGUAUUGUAUCUUGAAUAAAACAAUAGUUUGAAUA